AAUUAAUUUAACAAUUUGAAUAUUUUACAAACAGAAUAAUACCAUAAAUUUCUGAAAGAAAUGAAUUCCAAAUUGAAAAAUAAAACUUAAAUAGAUAAGAAAUCUAUGUCUAGAUAGGAGGAAUUUAAAAAGUAUGUUGAAGAUUAACAAUUAAUAGAGUAGUUUUCUGAUUUGUUUGUUACCCUAUAUGAUAAAAAGAUGCCUUAAAAAUAAGACGCAGACAGGUUAGUAAAAGAUUUCUUUUGCCCUAAAUAAAUUGCAUAAAUGAGAGAUAGCAUAGAAAAUUAUAAAAAAGAAAAUGAACAACUGAAAAAAUAAAUUAAUGAUAUGAAAUAAAAAAUUAAGCUAGUUAAAGAUAAUUCUACUAAAAGAAAAGUAUAAUAAUCAUAAAACUACUAUCAGAACUGA
Molecule: messenger RNA, 408 nt
Organism: Tetrahymena thermophila SB210
Lineage: Eukaryota; Ciliophora; Oligohymenophorea; Hymenostomatida; Tetrahymenidae
Exons: 3
Source: RefSeq, a predicted model, not a curated record